AUGGACCAAAUCGAUAGCUUGACCCGCCUGCAAGGUCUCCAAGCCGACCUGGUCGCCUUUUCCGAGUCCCGCCUACUCAAUGUCGAUCGCCUAUGGACUGAGCUGGAAGACAGCAUCGCCGACUUUCGCAAGCUGCUGGACCGUCAGAACAAGAAUGACAGAAGCCGACAGGCACUCAAGGCUGAUACAAUAACCGUCGACGAGGUCCAAUACACGAUCAACGAAGACUGGAGGCAGGAAGUAAUCCAGGUCGCCGACGAGCUAGAUCUGGAUGAGUUGGAUGCUGCAAGGUUGAACCUGCAGUCGGAAAUCACUGCGCAAGAGCUCGGGAGACCUACAUCAAUGGCUGCUAUAUUUCGCUUCCAUGGCCACCGGGAAACACUGCUCGAGUGUCUGCGCCUGACUAUCCAACAAGCCGUUGAUUGCGAAAACACCGAUGACCGCGACAAGUUCGUUACCUGCGCCGGUCUGAUCACCGAGAAGACCGACGCAACUUUCUGGCGCAAAUGUGUCGAUGCAAUGGCAAUCGUGGAACAAUGGCUGCAGAAACUUCAGGAUCGCUUGAAUCAGAUUGCUAUGAUUGGCCAGACCGCCCACGGAUAUGCCACGGAGACGCUGCAUUUCGAGAAGCAGAGCUUGACGAAACAACAUGAGACUUUGGGUGCCAUAAUCUCACAUCUGGUCAAAGUUGGCAUCGCAACCGUCGAUGAUUAUCGCUACCUUCUGAACAAGACAGCUCAACUGGCCAAUCCUGACGACGUCACUUUGCACUACCUGCCUGCCCUUGUCAGCUGUGCCUCUGUUCUCGGACCCAUCGACAGUGCUGCCAGCCUCAGAGAUGCUCGCGGUUUGGACCAAUACUUUGCAGACAAAUCUGACAACUCCAAAUGGAAGCUACCUGAUUUCCGCGCUGCUGCGACCGUCUUCUGGUUGGCCGAGUACAGCGGUCGUUACAUCGACAAUCCUAUUGGCUCGCCGUUGAGAGGAGUGGAUCUGGAAGCAGAGACCGAAUCACGUUCGCAGCGUUACUUGGAUGCUGUUCGUAAUGGUGCUUUCGAAUUUAUCCUGUUCAUUUGCGCUCAAGUGCGUGCAGACUUGUGGCACGAUCCCGCGAAGGUUGGCCUGGUGUCAUAUCUCCUGGCAGGAGCAGAGCGAUUCAGGAAUGGCCCAAUUAAAGCAUCCGACUACUUCCAGGAAAUACUCGCUCAAAACCUCCAGCUAUUCGUUGACGCUUUCAUCACAAAUAUGCCCGACACUAUCCGCAGACUGAAGUUCGAGGAAGACGAACAGCGCCGCAACAUCAGCAUCCGUCAGCCUCAUGGUGCCCCGGAACAUGGUCUGCAUCUCGAAAGAUUCUUGGUCAUCAUUUCUUAUGCCUUCAAGGGCUUCCCUGAAGCAGCUCAGUCAUUCUGGCAGGAUCCUGACAGCAAUCUUUAUGGCUUCUUGCAGUGGGCCUCCAAACGACAAUCCACUCCUCGGGCCGCUGCUUUCUGCGAAAUGUUCCUCUCUAUUUCUGAAGACGCCGAAUGCGCAGAAGCCGCCCACAAGUUCCUCAUGGACGACGCAACUACAGCGGUAGCAAAACUUCGUCGUGGUGCACCUCUAAGUUGGGCACAAAUGUUCAACGAGUUGAGCUUUUACGCUCCGGGCAUUAGCGAGAAGCUCACCUCCACUUCGCUACAAGGCGAUGGUGCGUUGGCCGGACCGCUUAUUGAGCCUGAGAGUGAACUCAUGCUCGAGUGCUACCUUCGUCUUGUUACACACAUGUGCCGUUCCAGCGUCAGUGCCAGAAUCUUUGUCUUGUCUCAUGCCACCUUUAACCUGCAUGAGAUUGUGCUCAAUCUCGCCGUCUCUGGGGUCUCCAAUCGUCUCAAAGCCUGUACCUUUAUGGCCAUAGCCGCCAGCUUGACAGACAAGACUAUCGAUGCCGGAUAUGCGCUCUGGGACUACGUUGAUUCAUGGAUGUACGAUUCACCGAGUCUGAGGAACUACCUUGGCACAAAGACACCUCAGAAUCCUACAGUGGCUAAGGAAGGACGGUUUCAAUCACUACUGGAAGGAUUUGAGCUACCGAAUGCUUUCACCAGGCUUAUACAGGGCAUGGUUGUGCCCAGUCCAGAGGAAAGCAGUCUACGUGACAUGCUGCCUUUCCCAGAACAGUUGGGCGCAGCUUACCGUAUGCCAGGUUUGGACCCUUACGUCGACUUCAUCAUGGGCAGUGUCUUCCAGGAAAGAAUGGCCGAUCUCCCCGACGUGAACCAAAUCUGGGAACUGAGAUGUACCUGCCUUGCCUUCAUCUCAACAUGUCUUUCGACGUUCAACGAAGAUCUUGUUAUCUUUGCUAACAGCACUAACAUUCCCGUUGACUCGAUUAUCUCUACCUCCUCGCUAGCCGCUUACGUUCGGUUCCAUCCGUUUGCCCGCGUCAUGGAGUGGCUGUUCAACGACAAAGUUUCGAGUGCUCUAUUCGCCGCCGCUCACGAAGACGUUGAUGCGAUCAGUGCUGCCUCCCCGGAUUCUCCUAUGGUAGUUGCAUUGUGUCGCAGCAUCGAGGUGAUUGACCAGGUUCUAAAACUGCAAUCCAUCUACUUCGAUGUUGUCAGACCGAUUGUCAAGACGCAAUAUGUUGGACGCGAGAAAGCCAUCGCCAAUCCUGCGCUUGCUUCCUUUGAGGAUGUCAUCCUGAACCACGUCAACAUCAUAGUAGAUCUCGGUCUGUACUGCGGAACUGGUCACCAGGAACUGACGAUGCUCUCCCUGCAGCUUCUCCAGAAAUUGGCAACAGCUCGCAAGCUCUCAAUCGCAACUGGCACGUCUUACGGAGGCAGUCGUGUGCUUGCUGCCCUGCAACAAGACUUUGAUGUUGAUCGUAUUGCCGCGUCUUUCAUUUCUCCUCUUCAACUAGAUCCUAGAGAACUCGAGAUGGGAGCAGAAGGGCCAGGCAUUAACAUCAAGCAGGGUAUCUUAAAUUUGCUCAACACUUCGCUCGAGACAGCUGCCAAUCGUCCAGCUCUGGCUCACUGCCUGUUAGGUUUCCGUUGCACAGAUAGGGCUAUCAGUAUUCCACCCAACGGUCUGUUUGACACAGGAUCGUCGCUCUUCCAUGCUGUGGCGAAGCUCUCAGCCGACACUAUUUUCCUGCCAGAGGUCAAUCAAGCUCCCUGGCUCUCAUCAAUACGUCGCACGUCUUGUCAGAUCAUCUCGAGACUGCUUCAUUCUUCACUUACUGAGCGUACAAUCCUCGAGGAACUCAGGGAGUCUGGAUACUCUGAUGCUGUUGCCAUUGUGCAAGCACCCAUCAAUGCCGAGAGUCUAUGGAGUAAUCGACUUUGUGCUGACCAGGACUUCCUCAUAUCAGACUCUGCUGCGGUAUUCAAGGAUUUCUUGAUUCAACGUACUAUGUUCUUCGAAGUGGCAUCUCUUGAUAUUCGAGCAACCAUUCAACGCAACACACCGACACAGCGACAAAAAGUGUUGUCUUCGUUAGUGGGUGUCACUGUCCUAUCCUCUGGCGAGCAAGUACAAAACGCCUCAAUCUUUGAGCUUUUCGAUUUCAUCGAUGUGGAUAUUUCCCUACCUUUUGAGAUGGCGGAGAAAGCAUUCAUCACCGGCCUCGACUUUGGUUCAUGCAGGACCGACAAGCUAGAGACAGGAGCCGUUUACGACCUUUCGCUUGCGAAGGAGCUGUUGCUUCUGCGCGAAGCUGAUCUUCGCAAAAAUGGUAGACUGUCUGACCCCAAUUCGCAACAACAGUGCGCAGCAGAGAUUGACGCUGCGAUGCUAUGCCUGCAAUCAGAGAACAACUACGCCUCGAUCAUGGUUGCACAGCGUGCAACGCUCAACGUAUGGGUGAAGCUCAUGUCGUUGAUGCUCGCAUUGGGUGAUUUCCAAGCUGCACCCAAGACUGCACUCGCAUUGCAAGCUCUGCAAAUUGUGCUGCCAAAGCUGGACAGAACCAUCGUAGAGGACUCUCCUGUUAACAUCCCUCUUGCAAAGCUCACAUACACACUAAUGAGGGUAUUAGACUCUUCUGCCACAGAAAAGAAUGUGGAAGUCAGUGUAGUACACGACAGGCUCACGGCGACUUUCCGUACUGCAUUGCGUGGUAUCGGUAGCGCUUCUGGUGGUUCCGAGCUUCGCGAAACAUGCUACCAAACCAUCCGUCACUUCGUCAGAUCAGUAUGCAGGACAUCAUCACCUUUGCAACGCCAAACCGCCAAGAUCAUCGAGCACGGUGGUGAACGACUAAUAGACACAAUCUGCGAGGAUGUCAUGUCCAGUGCAGGUAGCUGCAGGGUUUCUGCGUUGAUGGUCCUCGAAUCAUGCUUGCAGUUGUUCCAGAUGGUCAAAUCGCCAUACCUGACACGCGCAAUGACCAAGUUGAACUUCACAUCGGUGCUCGUAGACGGCAUUCGCGGUAUUGCUGGCGAGUUUCAACAACAACGUGAAGGACAAGACAUCGCUACACUUCUCUCAUACAUUCACACCGCCCUCUCUGUCUUGCUACGCAUGUCGCACACCAACGAAGGCGCCGCCGCCAUCCUCGAGGCAGGUCUGUUCAGCGCCGUCCGCGACUCCCAGCUCUUCGCCACAGACCCCGACAUUGGUCUCGACGUCGACAACGUAGAAGCAUUAGAAAACUUUUACCGUCUACUGAUCUCCAUGUUGCGGAUUCUCACGUCGUGCGUCGUCAGCAGAGGAUCAAGGAAUCAGCAUGUCAUUGCUCAGGGAAGAGCAUUCUUGACCGAGAAUAGACAGUGCAUGCAAGGUGUUUUUAAGGCUGCGGUAAGGGAGGGUCCGCAGGUGAGGCCGAGUGUCAAGCAGGCUUUGGAGGAUUUGGUGGGUUGCUUUAGUGCGCUGAUUCACGCCACGGACUUUGUUGAGGUAUGUUUUUUGUGGUUGUGCCGUUUGAUCUGA
Messenger RNA from Aureobasidium namibiae CBS 147.97, 4917 nucleotides. Its product is annotated as nuclear pore complex subunit Nup192. Lineage: Eukaryota; Fungi; Ascomycota; Dothideomycetes; Dothideales; Saccotheciaceae. The coding region runs from base 1 to 4917 and encodes 1638 amino acids. Gene Ontology annotation, cellular component: nuclear pore; nuclear pore inner ring. The record is from RefSeq and is a predicted model, not a curated record. The transcript is spliced from 3 exons. Gene Ontology annotation, molecular function: structural constituent of nuclear pore. Gene Ontology annotation, biological process: nuclear pore organization.